AUGUGCAAAGAUCCACAGAACCAUGGGCCCAGCAGUUAUUCUCUCCUGCGUGACCUGCCAAUGCCAGUCCUCCAUCGCAGCUCGGCAGCCCUUGCCCCAGGGCCAGGCAGCAGUGGCCCAGGGCCCCACGUCUACUUUCAGAGCCCCCCUGGGGCUGCAGGUGAGGGCCCAGGUGGGGCGGACGACGAGGGCCCAGUGAGGCGCCAAGAGAAAGUCACAGUCAAGUAUGACCCCAAGGAGCUAUGGAAGCGCCUCAACCGGGAGGAGUGGAUCCUGGAUCAGCUUGCUCGCCUCUAUGACUGCCAGGAAGAAGAGAUCCCAGAAUUGGAGAUUGAUGUGAAUGAACUCCUGGACAUGGAAAGUGAUGAUACCCAGGCCGCCAGGGUCAAGGAGCUGCUGGUUGACUGUUACAAACCCACUGAGGCCUUCAUCUCUGGCCUGCUGGACAAGAUAUGGGGCAUGCAGAAGCUGAGCACACCCCAGAAGAAGUAGGGUCCUCGGCCCAGGUGAACGGUGGCUCCCACAGGACUAUCGCUGCCCCCCGACCUCGUAGCAACAGCAAUACCAGGGGGCCCUGCAGCCAGGCCUGGUGCCAUGAGCAGGGCUCCCCGUG
Nyctereutes procyonoides (raccoon dog) is the source of this 613-nucleotide messenger RNA. RefSeq names its product protein phosphatase 1 regulatory subunit 14B-like. The record is from RefSeq and is a predicted model, not a curated record. The coding region runs from base 1 to 492 and encodes 163 amino acids. Gene Ontology annotation, biological process: innate immune response; regulation of phosphorylation. Gene Ontology annotation, molecular function: protein serine/threonine phosphatase inhibitor activity. Gene Ontology annotation, cellular component: cytoplasm. NCBI's taxonomy places the organism in Eukaryota, Metazoa, Chordata, Mammalia, Carnivora, Canidae. The transcript has 2 exons.